UAUCAACACCUACAUCAGCUGCAGCAAGGGGAUUCAAUGGAGUCAGGGUGGGAGUCUGUGUCCAAAUCCUGCUCUCGCAUCGAAACCCUUCUAUCUCUUCUCCCUGAUUCAUUUUCAACCACCAAUUUUCUCUCCUCCCUGGUCGACUCUGAUCGCCCCGCCCGCUCUUUUUUGGACUCCUAUGAAGCCUACUUAGCCAUCUCAUCUGCUCUCUCCGGAUCCGGUGAUGACCCUCUUUGCCAAUGGCUGUAUGAUUCCAUUGUCCAGUCUUCUGAUCAUUUUGAAUCAGAUUUCUGUCUUUUGGUGGUGUCCUUGGUGCCUCUCAUUGCUGGCCUCUAUUUCUCCCACAUUCAUGCCUUCUCCACUGUCUCCCCCACCACUGUUGGAUGUCCUUCCCUCGCUGGGUUUGAGGCUGUUCUCUUGGCUUUGUACUCUUCUGAGAUUAAGUAUCGUGCCGGCAAACCCCUUCUCGUUUCCAUCCCAUCCUCUGAUUACCUUUCUCACCAUUCUUCCCUCUAUCACACCCCAACUCCUCAUCUACAACCGCCCUUUUCUUCUUCUCAUCAUAUUAAUAAUUAUUCUACAUCAUUCUCUACUUCUCCUUCACGUGCAUCCGGAAUUCAAGAUGGAAUUCGGGAAAUAAUCCUCUCUCCUCCUCUUGAUCCCCAAACGGGGAUCAAAUCCACCAAGCGUGCUUGCAUUGUUGGGGUAGCCUUCCAUCGCUUCUUCAGACAUAUCUCCCAAAUGCCUCCCUGGGCUAAAAUUGAUCUAUGCCGUUUUGUUGCUUCAUGGGCUAACGAUGAUUGUCCCUGUGCUCUUUCUUUUGACGUCUAUUCUACUACUACUUUUAACCAACAGGAUGAUGAUGGCAAUGCUGUCGCUGUCAGUGGGGAACCUGUUUCCUCUCCCACUAGUAGUAAUGGAGGCCUCAUUGCUCGACUCUCACACCCUCACCUAAAAGGAGCAGCAGGAAGAGAAACCAACCGUUUAGAGGCUAUAACUUGGUGGAAUAUUAACAGCAACAAUACCAACCAUUCCCAGAAUUCAUAUUCUUCUUCUGGGGGCCAAAGACACAGACAGGAGCAAGGAGGAGUGAGGAAUCCACUACCUUGGGAGCUGUUGCAGCCGGUGCUGAGAAUACUAGGUCACUGCCUUCUAGCUCCUGCACCUCUGGUUACCCAGGAGAUUAAGGAUAUUGCUUCUGUUGCAGUUAGGCGUCUCUAUGCCCGGGUUUCUCAUGAUCUGGAUCCUCGGGCUAUUCUGGCUACUCAAAGCCUGAUUCAGCUCGACAACCGUGCUCGUACUACUGUCAAGGCUGUUGCUCUGACCACUUUUUCUCCCAAACUCAACACCCCCAGAUCUAAGAAGCCUAAGGUACUCUUGGUCUCCAAGGGAUGAAGCAUGCAGGUCCCCGUGCCAUGCCCCCUCUUCUUAUUUAGAUAUUAUAUUCAUAUUAUGGUUGAUUUGAGGAUCAAUUAGAAGCUGUUAUUGAAAUGAAGGUAUGAAGGAUUGAUUGACAUCUGAUCUCAGUAAUUCUAUAUUUGGGAUGACGAACUUGGUAGUUAGUAGGACAGCAUGACAAGAAACAUGCAAAUGCAACAUAGUAGGUCAGCUUGAACUAUGUCAGCAAGGUAAAGGAUUGGGAAUUGGUCAUAAGCUUUCGCUGCUGUGCCAUUAGAGAGCAGAUAUAGUCGUACUCAGAUAGGUCUAAUAUAAUAGCUCCGUUGAUCAAGCCUGUGUAUAAUAGAUUUUAUGUUUGCAGUCUGACAAAGAUAUUGGAAUUUACUCUACACUUUGCCAGAAACAUUUUUGCAAAGUGUCUUA
Messenger RNA from Beta vulgaris subsp. vulgaris (sugar beet), 1824 nucleotides. RefSeq lists its product as hypothetical. Gene Ontology annotation, cellular component: plasma membrane. The record is from RefSeq and is a predicted model, not a curated record. Lineage: Eukaryota; Viridiplantae; Streptophyta; Magnoliopsida; Caryophyllales; Amaranthaceae. The annotation marks the transcript as partial. The transcript is spliced from 2 exons. Gene Ontology annotation, biological process: phosphatidylinositol phosphate biosynthetic process; protein localization to plasma membrane.